CGUAUGGCCAAGGCUUCAAUAAAUCUUGGUAUACACUAUUUUGCACUUUUUUGCCAUUUAAUCAUGCAAACAAGGCGGUAAAACUGUUUAGAAAGUGAAAGUUAGUGAUACACCUAUUUGUUUAAAUAUUCAAUUACAUGCGUAGACUGUUUCACUCGAUGGUCAGAAGCAGUACCCACCAAGGACAUCCCUGCUGAAACAAUGGCCCGAGCCUUCGAUGAACGAUGGGUAGCAAACUUCGGCUACCUUUCAACCAUCACUACAGAUCGCGGACGCCAGUUAGAAUCUGGACUUUUCCGUCGUCUGACCACACUAUUAGGAAUCACUCGCUUUCGAACGACCGCCUAUCACCCACAAACAAACGGGUUGGUAGAACGCUUUCACCGACAACUAAAAGCUUCACUAUCAGCUGCAAACAUUUCUCAGUGGACCGACGCACUUCUACUCGUCUUACUAGGUAUUUGCAAUGCAGUGAAAGCUGACAUUGGAUACACUGCGGCUCAACUCGUUUAUGGAACGACACUUCGACUUCCAGGAGAAUUCGUGGAUCCUUCAUCCUCUUCAAUGAACAUGAAUCUAACCUCCUACACGAACAGGCUUACAAACGCAAUGCGCUCAGUUAAACCUGCUUUCACUCGACCUCAAUCAACUAAUAUUUCCGUUUAACCCAACUUACGAUACAGUACACACGUCUUCGUUCGUUGAGACUCACAUCGACGACCUUUCGAAUCAGCAUACGAAGGACCCGUCAA
Messenger RNA from Schistosoma guineensis, 752 nucleotides. The record is from the annotation of a GenBank genome assembly. Lineage: Eukaryota; Metazoa; Platyhelminthes; Trematoda; Strigeidida; Schistosomatidae.